Messenger RNA from Vitis vinifera (wine grape), 2416 nucleotides. Its product is annotated as transcription factor WER. The coding region runs from base 1637 to 2290 and encodes 217 amino acids. The record is from RefSeq and is a predicted model, not a curated record. The transcript is spliced from 3 exons. NCBI's taxonomy places the organism in Eukaryota, Viridiplantae, Streptophyta, Magnoliopsida, Vitales, Vitaceae.
UGGAUGCAGGGUGGCACCAGAUGCCUGGAGCCAGAGGAUAGGAUUUGUUUUUGGAUGUUCGAGGAACCUAAAUUAAAAUUAAAAAUGUCAUUUUUUAUUAAUAUAAGCCGCCACAAUAAUUUACCCACCCCUCCACUCCCUCCAUGGAAAGGAACCAUUCAUUGGAAAUAGUCGAGCAGCUCAGGUACUGAACUCUCUUAAUCUUAAGGUUGCUGGCUUGCUGCGGUCCGGUGGAUGAGCCAAAGUUCUGUACAAGCUCUUUUUAAACAUCUGGCACCAGAAUAGGCAAAAACCUUAACUGAAGUGUCAAUUUUCCUUACAUUCAAAAGAUUUUAACUCUUCCUUCAGGAUUAUGAAUGAUAGUGAGAAUACAGAAGUCUUUUUUGCUCUCAAUAAAGACACAUUAAUAUUGCUCUGACCCCAUGUUUGGAGCCUUGUGAUAAUUGAUAAGGACUGUUCAAUUUUCUUUUUCUGGGUUUCUCCCUUUAAACCUAUUCAUUCAUUGAAUGACUCCAGUGUAGACUUAGGUGUAGGUAAACCAAAUUAAGGACCAACCAUAUCUCCAUAUUUGAUUAUUUUUCUUCACAAAUAUAAUUAUAAAUUCAAAUAAUUUCCUAUUUCUGAUUAUGUAAACUCUGAUAGCAUUGAAUGUAAACUGAGAAGAGCUUCAACUGAAUGUCCUGUAUGUGGUGGAGCUGAUAUGUUAGCGUGCACCAGGAAGGAGGACAGAACAUUGAUUCGAGUAAUGAAAUUCAGUAAUACCCAAUAAAUUGUUUCAUCAGAGGAAGGUGUAUAGAAUAAUGAUCCUCUUUAUUAGGUUCAACCGUUCAACUGCCCUGGAUAUUAGAGGGUAGGUAGGAUUGUAGGACCAGGACUAGGACUGACCGAACCCUGUAAAUUUUAACCCUCUUCAACACUAAAUUCAAUCACCCAUCUUCUGAUAAUGAUUUUCCCAUCCCACAAAGAAACUUUGGACCCACUUGUGGCCUUUGAUCAAAUCCAUUACUACAUUAUUAUCUCUUUUAUCUCAACUCUAAAUGGCUUUAACUUUUUGUGUAUGCAGUGAAAAUAAAGAAGCAAAGAAAACCCAUUGGCAAAUGAUUAUGGUAUGGGAAUGGACAAAGAAAAUGGGGUCCAUAUGGGUUCAAAGAAUGGCAUAAUGCUCCUUUAUCUGCCCAGAAUUGACCCCAUGGCAGACCUGGACUUUCGGGCAUAUGAGUUCUUUCUAGUUUCUCAUAUGACAAGCCCUUGUCACAGGCCUUCCACAUUCUAGUACAGCAUAGCAAGUUCUGUAUUCACUUUAGGUAAACAACCCCAAGAUCAUCCAGAAAGAACGUAAAUCAACUUCUAAUUUUCAAAGUGGUUGAUAAACAGAGAGUGCCCACAUUCAUAUUCUUACAUUGCGAUGCGUGCCCACAUUCAUAUUCAAUCUUCAUAUUGACUGUUCAAAGUAAGCAUUUUUUCUGGUAUUGUCUUGCAAUUAUAAAGUCUGACUUCAAGGUACAUUUCAAUCAUCAACUCAUCAUGCACCUUUUAUAAAGAGGAGAUCCAGCUACCCACUGAAUUUGAGCUCACUCAGAAUUUAAAAUUCGAAUCUCUCUGUCUCUUUUUCAUCAACAUACAAGAAACAGCAGCAAUGGAGGAAGUGAAUCAGUAUAAGAAAGGGUUAUGGACAUUGGAAGAAGACAAGAUCCUCAUGGAUUAUGUGAAGGAGCAUGGGAAAGGGCAGUGGAAUCGCAUUGCUAAGAAAACAGGUUUGAGGAGAUGUGGGAAGAGCUGCAGGUUAAGGUGGAUCAAUUAUCUAAGCCCAAAUGUGAAGCGUGGAGAUUUUACUGCAGAGGAAGAAGACCUCAUCAUUAGACUCCACAAACUCCUUGGAAACAGGUGGUCUUUAAUUGCUGGACGAGUACCAGGACGAACAGACAAUCAAGUGAAGAACUACUGGAACACUCAUUUGAGCAAAAAGCUGGGCAUCAAAAAGAAAAACAACGGAGCUAAUGUAUCUUCAACUCUAACAAACACAAGGGAAAUGCAGAAAGGAUCCGAGCCACUCAUGAAUUCCAGUUCAUCCCCUUCUUGUGGAAGCAGCAGAGGAGCUGCGGAAGCCAAAGCAAAUGAAGGCACUCUGCAGCAGAGCCUUGAGGCCCCAGACUGGCAUGAUCAACUGGUUAUUGGGGAGGGUUACUUGGACUCCUUUUGGGCUAUUAAUGAUGAUUUAGAGCUCACAACCGACAGUAUAAUGGAGUUUCUAAAUGGGUGUUCUCUUGAUCUUGGUCGGCAUGGUUUCUGAUUCACCUUUUCUCAUUUGGGACCAAAUCUUGAAUUGUACUUCCUUCUAGUUAUAUUUUCUUAGUUCCUCAUUGAAUUAACACACUUCUGUUCCAGAAUAAUUAGCCUUGGAGGGUUUUUGUCUUUA